Molecule: messenger RNA, 668 nt
Organism: Paramuricea clavata
Lineage: Eukaryota; Metazoa; Cnidaria; Anthozoa; Malacalcyonacea; Plexauridae
Source: the annotation of a GenBank genome assembly
AUGGCGAGUAAAAAGCUCAGUGGUAAAAAGCGUGGCAGAGGAAAUUCAACAGGCUUUCAGACAUCAGCUUUUGAUGCAUUUUUCACUCACAAGCAGAGAAGAAUGGACAACACAGGUAGUGUACAUUAUUACCUAUUGUUUUUAAUAUUAAAUAAUCGUCACGGGUCAAUGUUUUCUUGUCACGGGUCAGUGAUAAAAUGCAUAUAAUUAUAAAUUCUGUUUAAUGUUAUAAAUUAAGGUUAUAUAUUAAUUCUGCCCAUGUUAUAAAUCGCUACUCCAUAUUUCCAUCAACGGUCCAGAAGUAAAAGAUUCAACAGCAUUAAUCGAUUCUACUCUGAAGCAGUGGCUCGCAAAACCAAGGCGAAAGAUGUCCAUUGCAAAUAAACGACCAUCUAACGCAGAAGGGAGGGCACAUUGUGUAGAUGUAUGUGUCCAUACAGGUUGGUUCUUCUGACACUGUCAAUGUUCAUGAUCAGGAAAUGGAAGAUGAAUCGUUAUGUGAACAAGAAGAGUUUGAAGACAACGCUGGAAUGAUGGGGACUGAGGAAGAGGUGGAUGCUGCUGUCAACUUAUUUAAAUUAUCAGCAGUAGAUCUGGAAGAAUACGACACCGACAGUGACGUCGAGGACAGUACUGAUAGUGAUUACGAUAGUUCAGAUUCAGAUUAA